UCACUGCGCAAGCGCGGGCCGCGAGCGUGGGGCACCUCGAGACAGCCGGGCUGCGAGCUGCGGAGCGUGCGGUUUUGCGGCCUGCGUUCGGCCAGCUCCAGCGGCUCACAGGCCGAGGUAACGGGGCGCAGCAAGCCGAGCCUCCCCGCUCCCCGCUCCCCGGACAGCGCGGGCCAUGGAGACUCAAGUGCUGACGCCGCACGUCUACUGGGCUCAGCGGCACCGCGAGCUGUAUCUGCGCGUGGAGCUGAGUGACGUGCAGAACCCUGCUAUCAGCAUCACAGAAAAUGUGCUACAUUUCAAAGCUCAGGGACACGGUGCCAAAGGAGACAAUGUCUAUGAAUUUCACCUGGAGUUCUUAGACCUUGUGAAGCCAGAGCCGGCAUACAGGCUGACCCAGAGGCAGGUGAAUAUCACAGUCCAGAAGAAGGGGAGUCAUUGGUGGGAGAGGCUCACCAAGCAGGAGAAGCGCCCACUGUUUUUGGCUCCUGACUUUGAUCGCUGGCUGGAUGAAUCUGAUGCAGAAAUGGAGCUGAGAGCCAAGGAGGAAGAACGCCUAAACAAACUCAGACUAGAAAGUGAAGGCUCCCCUGAAACUCUUACAAACCUGAAGAAAGGGUACCUGUUCAUGUAUAACCUUGUGCAGCUCCUGGGCUUCUCCUGGAUCUUUGUCAACCUCACAGUGCGGUUCUUUAUUUUGGGAAAAGAGUCCUUCUAUGACACGUUCCACACCGUGGCUGACAUGAUGUAUUUCUGCCAGAUGCUGGCACUAGUGGAAACCCUCAAUGCUGCGAUUGGGGUCACGAGUACCCCAGUGCUGCCCGCUCUCAUCCAGUUUCUUGGAAGAAAUUUUAUUCUGUUUCUCGUUUUCGGCACCAUGGAAGAAAUGCAAAACAAAGCUGUGGUUUUCUUUGUGUUUUAUUCAUGGAGCACAAUUGAAAUUUUCAGGUACCCCUUCUACAUGCUCUCCUGCAUCGACAUGGACUGGAAGGUGCUCACGUGGCUUCGCUACACCAUGUGGAUCCCCUUGUACCCCCUGGGAUGUUUGUCAGAAGCUGUGGCAGUGAUCCAGUCCAUUCCAGUAUUCAAUGAAUCAGGAAGGUUCAGUUUUACUCUGCCAUAUCCAGUGAAGAUGAAAGUCAGAUUUUCCUUCUUCCUUCAAGUUUAUCUUGUAAUGUUAUUUUUAGGCUUAUAUAUUAAUUUUCGUCACCUUUAUAAGCAGCGCAGACGGCGGUAUGGACAAAAGAAGAAAAAGCUCCAUUAAGAUAAAUGUGGCAGCUUCAUUUGAGCAGAGUCUAUGAUUCUUACUGUUUUACUUCUUGUACUGAUGAAAGGGUUUGUUUGUUUUGCUUUGUUUUAUUUUUUAAAGUAAGGCCGUCUCUUUUUCCCAGUAACAUUCCUGAGUCUACUGUCUUUAUCUUAGUGUUGUACUUGCAUGACAUGGAUAUCUGGUAUCUGACGACAAGUUCAUUCCUGUGUAUUAAUGACAAAGGUGGCUCUCCUCAUGUCUGUGCUCUUCCUGACAGGCACUGUCUGUCUUCAGUUAGGGCUUGGUCUUUCUGCUACUGCUUGUGAAAACCGAAAAAACAAGACUGCAUUUUCCCAUUGCAGAUUGUCAAAAGUGACCCACUAUAUUUUAAAACCAAGCUGACACUUGUGUAGUGGGAUAGCACUGACUUUGAAAACCAGGUAAAACCAGGUCACUGGUAUUUUUUGAGUCAGAGUAGGGCUGGAGAACACUUCAUAUUUGAUGUCUUUUGGCUAAAGACAUUUAUUACGAUAGCACUUACCAGGCACUGAAGAGGCAGUGAUUUAGAGAAAGCAGUCAGAACCUGGGAACAACAUGACUACUUGAUUCCUAGCUAAAUCAGAACUGCCUGCAACACUGGAGAAAGGGAACAUUGCUUGUAGAACAGAGAUUAUAAAUUCCAAAUGUGAAUGGCUGCAGGGGUCAGAGCCAGGCAGGAAUCAUGAUGCCUGUGGCAAAUGCAAACACUGAAGUAGGCCAGACAUACCCACAAGCUGUCUUGGGCUGCACACAGACACAGUCAAUAUAUGGGGCUAGCUCAGUCUAUUUCCUUGUGUAUUUCUCUGAGUGACUGGUAAGACUACUUUUUUGAACUGUUUUUUCCUUGUUAUUAGAUUUUUUCUUUCUUUUUUUUUGUUUUUCAAGAUAGGGUUUCUCUGUGUAGCUUUGGCUGUCCUAGAACUCACUCUGUAGACCAGGCUGGCCUUGAACACAGAGAUCCGCCUGCUUCUGCCUCCUGAGUGCUAGGAUUAAAGGCAUGUGCCACCACAGCCUAUUUUGUCUUGUUUUUGGUAAAAACUGUGUGCAGUAGGAAUCUGAGCUGGGAAAUCACUGGGAUUCCUGCAGGAAACUCGCCCCAAGGGGAACUGAUUCAGAAUACAGACCUUGGGGGAGGGGAUCUGGCCACUGUACAAGACAUCUUCAGUCUCUCUACCACAUUCCAUGUAAACCAAGUGAUGAAGUAACACCAGAAAGAGCUUGAGGGUGGUUGUUCCCAUCUUCCAGCCCCCCUGGUCUUGGGGGAAAGGAGACUUGUGCUGUCACAAGGAGCCCAGCGUGGAUGAGCGUUAACCUGGCUGCUUUAACCCAAACACCUCAUCUCACCCAAGAGUAUUUUCCAGGUCUGCAGCUUCUGUCAACGAUUGUUUUAUUACCUUCUGGCCUUCAUUCUACUGACUGGGACAAACCUGGCAGUUCAGCUUUGCAGUCAACUAUGCCGUAUCCCUGUGCAAAAUCCCACGUUCUAGUUGCUGUUAGCAUCCCCUUUGUUGCUGUCUGAGAAAGUGAAAGAUUGUGUAUUUCUAUUAAAACAUUUACAGUCAAAAUCC
Messenger RNA from Arvicanthis niloticus (Nile rat), 2856 nucleotides. The record is from RefSeq and is a predicted model, not a curated record. NCBI's taxonomy places the organism in Eukaryota, Metazoa, Chordata, Mammalia, Rodentia, Muridae.